CGCGCGAAGCCACUCCCACGCGGCGCCAGGCGGGCGAAGUUCGCGACCGCGACUCGAUCGGAACUCGUCCGCGGUCUGUCACGCUCGGCGGCACACGACGAUCGGCCGCGCGCGUCUCCCCGCGCGUCUCGACAGCCGCGCGCCACGAAGGCGACGCACACGCAGCGGCUGGACUUUUAGGUUUAGUCUUAGCGAGAUCUGGCGAGAACGAUGAGCGCGGCGACUCGACACGCGGCGAGGAGGCUCGCCGAGAGCCUGUCGCGCCGGCUCUCGCUCGCGCGCGCGGCGACGUCCUCCGGCGCCGCCGAUCGCGCGAUUCACGAGGCGCCCCGGCGCAGGAACGGCCCCGCCGACCCGCGUCGACGAGAGGCUGAGCCCGCGCCUCUCCCAUCCCCGUCGCCUUCGCCGGACGUGGUGAACCGCGCGAACCGCCGCGGGGCUGGAGCGAGCGGUCUGACCGUGGGCGAGCUCCGCGCGCAGCUCGCGCAGAGGCACGGGGGAUGGGGCGGCGACGAGGACGACGAGGACUGGUACGGCGAUCACCCGCUCGACGCGGUCAUGGAGAGGCUGGCCAAGGAGACCAUGGGACCCGAUGCGAAAACCGUGCGCAUCGGCGACGGCGUCACCGUGGUCAUGCCCGGGCAGAUCAUGAACGUCAUCGACGGGUUCGGCGACGGACACGGGAUCCAGGCGGCGUCGGUGAAGCUCAAGCGGAAGAGGAAGAUGGCCAAGCACAAGCACCGCAAGCGCAGGAAGCGCGACCGCAACAAAAACUGAGAGACUCAAAUAGGAAUUAGCACCGUCUGUUACACUGAUGAAAGUAUUUCGCUUUUCU
Molecule: messenger RNA, 835 nt
Organism: Micromonas commoda
Lineage: Eukaryota; Viridiplantae; Chlorophyta; Mamiellophyceae; Mamiellales; Mamiellaceae
Exons: 1
Coding region: 211-777 (188 amino acids)
Source: RefSeq, a predicted model, not a curated record